Morchella sextelata is the source of this 1077-nucleotide messenger RNA. RefSeq lists its product as uncharacterized. The transcript has 9 exons. NCBI's taxonomy places the organism in Eukaryota, Fungi, Ascomycota, Pezizomycetes, Pezizales, Morchellaceae. The record is from RefSeq and is a predicted model, not a curated record. The coding region runs from base 1 to 1077 and encodes 358 amino acids.
AUGCCACCACGCAAGACCAAAUCUGACGCCAAAUCUGUUUAUUCGGAUGAAAUGAUAGAUAAAUCUACACGACGGCGCCAGCCAGCCCGCAGGGCCACGGGAAAAAAGAGUCCCUACUUCGAAAGCUCAUCGCCUGAGCCGCAGGAGUCCGCGAACGCGAAACCGAAAAAGAGAGAUAGAAGCCCAAUUGAUACGGCUUCCUCACCAGGUUCUACCAAAAAAAUGAAAAGGCCAGAAGAGGUUUUUAUACCUAUGAGACAAGCUAGCCCUGGGGACAUCGAGUACCAUGCACAUAAGAUUCAUCCCAAUACUUUGGAUUUUUUGAAGGCUCUAGCAAAGAACAAUGAUCGCGCAUGGUUUAACGAAAAUAGCGGCCUGUUCAAGGGCGCCAAAUCCGAUUUCGAAUCGUUUAUUGAAAUUUUGAGCAAGUCAAUUAUUGCUGAAGUGGAUGAUACAAUUCCGGAACUACCACUAAAAGAUUUGAUCUUUCGGAUCCAUAGAGAUAUCCGAUUCAGUAACGAUCGAACGCCUUACAAGACCCAUUUCUCUGCUGCAUGGUCGCGGACGGGCAAAAAGGGCCCUUACGCAUGCUAUUUCUUGUCAUUACAGCCCGGAAACUCAUUCGUAGGAGGUGGUCUCUAUCACACUGAAGCCCAACCGCUCAACUUACUACGACGUAACGUUGAUAAAAAUCCUCGACAGAUUAAGAGCAUACUUGCUGGGGGGGAGUUGGCCAAAGAGUUUUUUGGUGUCCAAGCGGGUGGUAACAAGCAAAAAGCCGUCCAAGCGUUUGUGGAGCGAAAUAAGGAGGACGCCUUGAAAACCGCACCAAAGAAUUACCCGAAGGAUCAUAAAGAGAUUGAAUUGCUGAGACUUAGGAGCUAUACGCUUGGGAAACGGUUAAGCGACGAAGAAGUUACUGGAGAUGAUGUUGUUCAGAGAAUAACCAGAAUUUUCAAAAACAUGGAGCCCUUCAUCAGUUAUCUCAACAGCGUCGUCAUGCCGGACAUUAAUGCGGAAUCUUCGAAUGGGGAAGAUGCUGUUGCUAGCGGGGAAGAGGAUAGUGGUGGUAACUAG